Molecule: messenger RNA, 951 nt
Organism: Condylostylus longicornis
Lineage: Eukaryota; Metazoa; Arthropoda; Insecta; Diptera; Dolichopodidae
Gene: Mic26-27
Product: MICOS complex subunit MIC27
Exons: 4
Coding region: 133-828 (231 amino acids)
Biological process (GO): cristae formation
Cellular component (GO): MICOS complex
Source: RefSeq, a predicted model, not a curated record
GAUUUAAGUAAAAUUACUUUUGACGUGUUCUUUUGACAGUUACGCAAUGAAAAAAAUUGACCGAUGAAAAUUUUUUUGAAAUAUUAAAAAGGAAAUUCAUAUAGAUUUAAUACGAAAACAUUAACGAAAAAAAUGUUGCGGAAGGUAGUAAUUAGUUCUGUCCCAUUAUACAUUUCUGCGACUGCUGUUAAGAAGAGCGAGGAAAAGCCAGUUCCCCCAAAAGUUGAGGAUGAAUUUGCUCACUAUAAAUGCAAACCAUCAGACUUACCUUUAUAUGUUCCUCUACAUGCUAAAAACAAGAAAAGUGAUGAACAUCAUAAGCUGGAAGAACCAGGUGCUAUAGAAAGUGGGAUCAGAGCCGUAAGACUUGAAAUAAAGUCAGCAUGCAAUGCGGUUGCUUCACAAAAGCAGCAUUUUGCAGAUUAUAUUGAAACUGCAAAGGCUCAUACGAAAUCAACUGUGGAUUACUUAAAUCAACCAGAAAAUACAAUGCCCCGUGUUGGUGCUAUUGCUGUUGGUGGUUUAGCAGGUUUAAUAUUUUCUUUGCGUGGCGGUUUCAUCAAAAGAGUUUUAUAUACGGGUAUUGGCGCGGGCGCUAUUGCUUCAAUAUGUUAUCCAGACGAAGCUGCGAAAUAUGGUGAUGUUGCAUUAAAAGAAGCCGCAAAAGGAAUAAAUAUAGGAUAUAAUUUUGUUUUUGGAAUUAAGCCUGGAGACGAUGUAGAACCCAUUAAACUUCCGAAAUUCCCAACAAAUUUAUCAGAAAUUUCAGAUUCAAUUUCAGAUCUGGCGAAAAGUGCUAAAGAUGCCCUAUUUUCAUCAAAAAAAUAAUGAUUAGAAACUUUAGUUAAUAUUUUCAAUUAAAGAAAACAUGUACUUUAAAAAAUUAAAAAAACUAAAUUAAAUAUUUUUGCUUUUAAAAAAUAUAAUAAAUAAAUAAAAAUUUCGAGAAUA